Molecule: messenger RNA, 3211 nt
Organism: Esox lucius (northern pike)
Lineage: Eukaryota; Metazoa; Chordata; Actinopteri; Esociformes; Esocidae
Gene: creb3l3b
Product: cAMP responsive element binding protein 3-like 3b
Exons: 10
Coding region: 239-1300 (353 amino acids)
Biological process (GO): regulation of transcription by RNA polymerase II
Cellular component (GO): nucleus
Molecular function (GO): RNA polymerase II cis-regulatory region sequence-specific DNA binding; DNA-binding transcription factor activity, RNA polymerase II-specific
Source: RefSeq, a predicted model, not a curated record
CAUAUGCACACAGAAACACGCAUACCAAGCAAACAGGAAACACAUGCAAACACUGCAAUGCCAUCUUAAUUCAUUCAUUAAGUUAACAGUUGACAGUUCUUAACUAUUUCAGUUGAAAAGUUGGGUUGUAGCUUGACUUGUUUAUUGUGUUCAUACAAUCAACAAAACACUGAAAGGAUUUACAAUAUCUGGAUUCAAUUUAGUUGGAAUAAGGAACCCGAUCUCAAACAAGGGAGGAAUGGAUUUCCUAGAUGUCCAACUCAACCAGACUGACAGAUCCCUGACCUGUCAUGGUAACCAGCCCUGGCAAAUCGGGUCUUUGAAUCCUGUAGAUGAUCAUGAUUUCCUGGAUACCCUUUUAUGUGGCAUUGAGUCUGCCCCCACUUCCCCUCUGUGGACAUCCUCCCACAGUGAUAGUGGCAUCAGUGAGGACCCCACCUCUGAUCACUUGGACAGCCCAAACCUGCCUGCCAGCCCCAUCUUCCAUGCUUUCUGCCAGCCCCAUCGCCCUAACCUCCAUACUCACCUCACCCAGUCUGCACCUGAUUUCUCCAUUGACUUGGCUGGGUGGGAGUCUGGCCUAGGCCACCAUAGCAAUGGGAAUAGCCACAAACCCCGGCUGUCCCCUGGGUUCCCUCUAACUAUUAAAGACCUGCUGUUGUCUGGAAUAAAGGAGACGCAGGGUUCCCAGAAUUCCCUGCAAGAGCUGUUUUUAAACGAGGAGGAGAAAAGGCUAUUGGCUAAAGAGGGGGUCCACCUGCCCAGCCAAAUGCCCCUUACCAAGUAUGAGGAGAGGGUUCUGAAGAAGAUUCGCAGGAAGAUUAGAAACAAACAGUCGGCCCAGGAGAGCAGGAAGAAGAAGAGGGAGUACGUGGACAGUCUGGAGGGCAGGAUGGAAGCCUGUAGUACACACAACCUGGAGCUGCAGAGGAAGGUCCACCAACUGGAAGAACAUAACACGUCUCUGUUAGAGCAGUUGGCCAGGCUCCAGACUCUUCUACCAAAUGGCUCCAGCAAAACCGCUCAGAAAGGGACCUGCAUCCUGAUACUGCUACUCGCCUUCUCUCUCAUCCUCUCGUCCAGUCUGCAGCCUGAUCCACACAGCGCUGCCAGCCAGGAGGGAGACUUCACUGUGGCCAGGGCGAGGUCUCGUUCCCUGCUGGCGGUAACGGACACAGAGAUACCAGUAUCCUCAGUGGCGAGGGGGUGGGAGGUCCUGUCAACCCUGGAGGGGAAGCUCCGACUCAGGCCAGAGCACACAGACUCAGAAUCCCAAACCAUCCACAACCACAGACUCUAAUAACAUUUUCGCAAACCCAACCUCAACCAAGGUUUUGAUCAGACACUGCCCCGUGUAAAUGUGUAGAAAUGUUUGGGAACUGGAAUCUAUAGUUGUGAUAAAACAUGCGUUGGAGUUUUACCAGGUUGGAAGCUGCUUUGCCGCCUCUGAACCUGGAGAGCAAGUCAUUAUUGUAGGAAUUUGAGUUCCACUCAUUAUCAAAGAAUUGAACAGGAGAAUUUCACACAAUCUGUCCCUGAGAUAAAGCUGAAAUGCAGCUGGAUCAUGCAGCAGUGCAACGAUACACAAUGCAUACCUUAGUCUCUGAAAAGCAACACAUUUAAUGUUUUGGAACGGCCUAUUCAAAGCUUUGGCCUAAACUUAAGAAGUUUGUGGCAUCAAAUGAAAUGAACAGCUCGUGCUCGACGUUUUUGACUUAAAGACGUUCUCCAUGAAAGAGUGGAGCACAAUUCCUCCACAGUAAUGCAACUGAUUCACAAAUACAGAGAGGGUUAGUUGGCCAUCAGUGCAGCUAAAGGUGGCACUACUCAUUAUUGAUAGUAAGGGACAAUCUGAGAUGGUGGGUCUUGAAAUCCCCUUUCCUUCUGAGGUGGAACUCCCCUAAUGAAAUCAAAUGAGCCUCUUCAUCCAGCCUGAAAUCAGAGCCAUAAGUAGAACACUUUACAAAAAUGUGUAUACAUUUCUUAUGUGUAACUUAAUGUGUUGUGAUAAACAGAGGGACACAAAGAAAUUUCCCCAACAAUAAGAACUGGUCUCAGACCAGUGUGAUGGACUCUGAUGUAAGAAUAUUUUUCAAUCACUUACUGCACUUCGAUAUCAUUUGUUUUUUACAUUUUAUUGACCUGUCUGAAAACGAAAAAUAAGUAUUUUUAAAUGUGUAUUCCUUUUCACUGUGCCUGUUGAGUAGGUGUUUGUUUUCCAUGUAGUUAUGGGACAGAUGCAAAGGAAGGUUUUGGACUAAAACCUGAGGAGCUGUGAUUUUUCCUGAACAGUGAGUUUAUGAAGUAUGUUGUCUAACGACAUCCUUAAUACUAGUGUUGCUUUGUUAUCUUAAUCCAAAUAAAUUCUAGGUUGAGUAUUUAAAACGAUGUUAUAACAUGUUAUAACAUUGUUUACAAAGUAUGCAGGCAGCAUACUUUCUUAACACGUGCUAGAGUACAGCACUGCGGCAUUCUGGUCUAUUAGACAAACCUCAGCAAUCACAAGAACUAACGACAGAGAAGUUUGAGAGAGAUGAAACAACAUAGGUAUCCAAAUAUCAUAGUCCCACAGGUGGUUUCAGAAUGUAAUAAUGAAUCAACAUUUUGUAUUGUAACCUUUUGUAGGCACUGGUAUUGAAGGUCUCCCUAUGAUGUUUUUAUUUAUGUAUUUAUUUAUCUAUAUUCAGUUUUUUUAGAGGGUGCCACAGCAAAGAACAUUCCUGCAUAACAGCACUCGUCUCAGUUAAUCUCAAUUAUAAGGCAGACACAAAGUAAUUUAAUUUCCCUGGUGAUCACUGAGGAUGCAUGGCGAUUGUUAUUUCAAUUUAUUGUAAUAAAAUAUUUUUCCUGAGGCAAGCAACACCUUGACCUAGAUUAACACAGCACGCUGUGCUGUAAUGCAUUAAAAAAAGCUUUUUCCACUGUUCAAAAUACUUUUGCUGGUUUUCUUAGCCACACUCUUUACAACAACAGAGACACAUUUUCAGUUUAAAAUGUUUCUUGAAUUCUACACAUUUUGCCAAAAUUAAAGACGUGAGUAUCACAAACAUAAUCAAUGAUGGUCUCCUAGAGGUCAAAGCUCCUGGUCACGGGCCUUGGAUGCCCCAUCUUUGGCACUUUCUGAAUGUAACUUCCAGACUGAUGAUAAAUGGUAAACUACAUUUACUAGUUGCAACAUUGUGUCCAAAAGGUGCAACUUGCCACAGUUUAA